CAAUAUCACAUAAAUUUUCAAUAAUAACAUAAGAUUAGUUUAGUACAAAUUUAAAAACCCUUUCAUCCAUGGCACCACCAACAUAUCCUGAAUUGGGAAAGUUAGCCAGGGAUCUGUUCAAGCGCGGCUAUCAUCCGGGUCUUUGGCAGCUGGACUGCAAGACCAUGAGCAGCCCGGCCAUUGAGCUUUUCAGCUCUGGCUUCGCUAGUCAGGAUCACAGCAAAGUUGUCGGCUCCCUGCAGAGCAAAUACAAAAUCGAGGACUACGGUCUGACGCUAACGGAACGUUGGAAUACAGAUAGUUGGUUCAUUGGGGAGAUUCUGCAGAAAGAUAAGCUGUCCCAGGGCCUGAUGCUGGCCCUCGAGGGCAAGUUCCAGCCGAGCUCUGACUCAAAGGAUGGUAAGUUCCGGCUGGGCUAUGCCCAGGACAAAUUCAACUUUCUGUCUGACAUGGGCAUCAGCUCGAAUCCGAUGAUGAACUGUUCCCUGGUCUUGGCUCACAAUGAGUUCCUGGGCGGUGUUGGCUGCACAUUUGAUGUUGGAGAUACUUCCCUCAGCAGCUGGAAGUUAGCUCUAGGCUGGGCCAAUGAUAAGGCCACAGUCCAUGUUGAGCUAAUGGAUGGGGAAUCCUGGUUAGCCUCGCUAUUCUACAAGCUUAAUGACCAGAUCGAUGCCGCGGUAGAGCUAACCAAAACUGGCGGAGGCGGCGGUGGCGGUGGAGGAGAGAAUGCUCCCGAAGGCGAAUCAGAGCAGGGCGGUGGCAGCGACGUUGCUGUCGGUGUGGGCCUGAUAUACCGCCUUGAGGGCGAUGCUCUCAUACGAGGCAAGAUCAACAGCAAGGCGGAGCUGGGACUGGGCUAUGAGCAGAAGCUGCGGGAUGGCGUCACUGCCUCCAUUUCAGCACUGCUGGACGGCCGACAUAUCAGUGAUGGCAAUCAUAAGUUUGGCGUGGGCUUGGCCCUGGAGUGCUAAAAGUGGUUGAAGUGGGUUAAGGGUUA
Messenger RNA from Drosophila guanche, 997 nucleotides. It is a transcript of the gene Porin2, whose product is annotated as voltage-dependent anion-selective channel. The transcript is spliced from 3 exons. The record is from RefSeq and is a predicted model, not a curated record. Gene Ontology annotation, biological process: monoatomic anion transmembrane transport. Gene Ontology annotation, cellular component: mitochondrial outer membrane. The coding region runs from base 69 to 971 and encodes 300 amino acids. NCBI's taxonomy places the organism in Eukaryota, Metazoa, Arthropoda, Insecta, Diptera, Drosophilidae. Gene Ontology annotation, molecular function: voltage-gated monoatomic anion channel activity.